Messenger RNA from Penicillium malachiteum, 1431 nucleotides. RefSeq names its product putative tRNA methyltransferase (gene trm82). The record is from RefSeq and is a predicted model, not a curated record. Gene Ontology annotation, molecular function: protein binding; tRNA (guanine(46)-N7)-methyltransferase activity. Gene Ontology annotation, cellular component: tRNA methyltransferase complex; cytosol; nucleus. Bases 1 to 1431 code for a protein of 476 amino acids. The transcript is spliced from 3 exons. Gene Ontology annotation, biological process: RNA (guanine-N7)-methylation. NCBI's taxonomy places the organism in Eukaryota, Fungi, Ascomycota, Eurotiomycetes, Eurotiales, Aspergillaceae.
AUGGCCAGCCUCCAGCACCCAUUCCAGUGCUUACAAGUUGCUAAGCGUGGCUCACAGGGCUUGCCAGAUUUACUCAUUGCCACGGCGGGUCGUUAUCUCUAUGCCUAUAAUGCUACUAAUGGCCAGCGUCUUGACGCCUGGCCACAAGAUGUAGGCUCUGUCACGGAGUCUACAUCUAGCACAGUGCAAACUGCAGAUGCUCAUGCUCCUCCAGAGAAAAGAAGAAAACUGUCCUCAGAUUCAGAAGUCCAGGAACAGAAGCAAACUUCCAACAAGAAAGCACCAAUCUGGACUGUUAUCCCCCUCGUUGUGACGUCCUCUGACGGAAAAUAUGUGAUCGCAUUGACUGGUGAGGACAAGGCCAUCCGUGUCUUUGAACUGAACAUCGAUGGUAAAUUCAAGGAAUUGAGCUCUAGAGUGAUGCCCAAGCGAGCGAGUGCCUUGGCCUUGACUCCUGACGGCCAAAACAUUAUCAUUGCUGAUAAAUUUGGCGACGUUUACUCGAUACCAUUGAUUCCUGGGGAAUACGUGAAGAAAGUUGUCGAAGCAAAGCCAAUUGGCCCAUCCGCCACGCCACUUACUGUUCACACCAAGGGCAAUCUGCGAACCCUUGAGAUGCAGAAGCUGCAUGCUGAGCGGACAGCCAAGGCCAUCCCACAAGAUGAUGACAAGCUCAAUUUUGAGCAUCACACUAUCAUUGGUCAUGUCUCUGUAUUGACUGACUUGCUCGCUGUCUCCCUGUCUGGCCGGAACUACAUCCUGACAGGAGACCGUGAUGAGCAUAUCCGUGUUUCUCGUGGUCUUCCCCAGGCACAUGUGAUUGAGAACUUCUGUCUGGGUCACCCCACUAUGGUCACCAAGCUUUGCAUUCCUUCUUGGGCGCCUCAUCUUCUCGUGUCUGGCGAUGGUGCUGGUAACCUUUUUGUGUGGAACUGGCGACAAGGGCAAAUCCUGCAGCGUAUCUCUACUCAAGAAACUUUGCAAUCAGAGUUUAUGAUUAACGGUAUUUGGGAUAUUUCUUCCGACCAGGCGAAUGUGAUCUUGGUCAGCUUUGAAGGGUCGGCCCAGCUUCUUUGUUACAAGCUCGAGGAGCAAGGUCUGCAAGUUCAAGAUACAAUCCAACUCUCUGGAAACGUGCUUGACUUAGUGGGUGCAAGUUCCAGUGGCUCUGUCUUUGUCUCAGUGGACACCGUGCGUGAGGCUGGUUCGAUUGAUUCCUGGAAGUCUAGCUCUGGAGCACCUCUGGAAUCUUUCCAAAUUACACUGGGUGCAGAUGGUAUCAAAUUAUCUGCGACCGAGGACCCCGUGGCCGCAAACAUCAACGUGGUGGGCACCAGUGAUCUUCCUGCUGACCUGAACGAGAAGCAGAAGAAGGAGAUCAAUACUUCUCUAUACAACCUGGAUAAUUUGAGGAAAAGGGCGUUCGCUUAG